Molecule: messenger RNA, 9012 nt
Organism: Chara braunii
Lineage: Eukaryota; Viridiplantae; Streptophyta; Charophyceae; Charales; Characeae
Source: the annotation of a GenBank genome assembly
GUCAGUUAGUCAAGGGGUGGAAGUCUACGUGGUGAGGAGUGGAGUUGUCAUUUAGUUGUGCACCUUUCACCAUGGUGGACACGCGAGGCGGUAAGAGCACCACCCCAUACAUGGAAGAGCAGGAAGAGAGGGUCGCCGCCAUACUGAAGGAAAGAAAGGAGAAGGAGGCCAAGAAGCAGGCCCUAUUGGAGGAGCAGGCGACGAAGAAGAAGCUCGAAAAAGAAAUGGAGAGGUUAAACAGGGAAGAGGAUGAGAAGCUUAAGAAAGUAGAAGAAGAAGAAGAAGAAGGAGAGGAGAUACCACUGGUACGGAGUGUGAGGAGAGAGGAAAGGGGGGAAUCCAGUGGGAUUAGUGAGGAGGAGAAGAAACUGGAGAAGGUGUCAGAAUGGGUGGCCAACGUCUCCCUAGGGGAAAAUGAGGAGGCAUUGAUGUACAUUCCCCAGGAUGAGAGGGAGGUUGUUGUGGCAAAAAUACAGGCCCUGACUGAUCCUUUACAGUGGCAGGCCCUGGAAGAGGAAAAGAGAAUGGAGUGGAAGUUGCGACUGAGGAGUCAGAGAAGAAGCCACGGCGACAAAAAGAGGAGGCGGCGAUGUUAUAUGUCCCCAGGGAAGAACAGGAGGCGGUCGUUAGGGGAUGGAAAGCCGUGGAAAGAUCCUCUGAAACGACAGACGAUAGAGGAGGAGAAGAAGUCGGUGUGGAAGUUAAGUCUGACCAGAGAAAAGAAGAAGAGGAUGGAGGUGGCAAGUAAGGCGGCAAAAGAACUCGAGGAGGUGAAACAACAAAGAGCGCAGAUGGAGGCACAGGCGGAUUGGCAAGGAAAGAUGGAGGUGAUGGCGAGGAACAUAGAACGCCUGGCGCAGGCUCAGGAGGAGCAAUACCAAUUUGGGAGGAGUCAGGAUAUAGCCGUGCGAUUGAUACGAUUGGGGUUUAGGGAGUUCGCACGCAAAAUGUUAAUGCACAUGGGCUCAGAAGUACAGGCGAGGUUAGAGGACACAGAGCAAUUCUGCACAUGCGCCAUAGAAGGCGCAAAGUUGGCUGCACCAAGAGAGGAAGAAGCUCGUCCCCGUAGGGAGCCUGUUAAAGUGAAGUUCCCUGAUUCCUACAGUGGGAAGGAGGAGGAGAACUUCAAUAACUGGGAGGCGAAUGUGAACUCCUACAUGCAUUUUCAAAAGAUAUCUCCUGAUGAACAUGUUCUCAUAGCCUUCCAUGCGCUCAAGGCCGAAGCAGCGAGCUUCGCCCGAUCGCUUUGUCACGUUGCCAAGUGCGAUAACAAUAUGGUUGCCUAUUCUGCAAUCACCCCUCUCGGUGAGAUUUUCAAAUUAUUGCGCGAAAGGUUUGUAGAUGUCACACAAAGCGUUAGAGCUUCUGACAAACUGCAAACCAUUCAUUCUCGCCAAUGGAGGAGUGCAAGGGCACUCAAGGGUGUCAUGGAUGAGUUGGUCGCUGUUCCUGAUCAUGGGGUCACUGAGACCCAGUUAGUCAACCUAUUUUAUCGUGCCAUGCCUGAGCCUUUGCGCGGGCACUUCUUUGAGAAGAGUAGGGAGCUUACCAUGACCUACGAUACCCUGAGUAGGGAAGUGGUAGCGUAUGAGGCGCAGUCCAUGUCGGUUUCCACUUUCUGGCACAAGGACUUCGAUAAGGGCAAGAAGUGGAAAGGUCGUACCAUCUCAGGACAUGUUAAGGGCAAGAAUCACUUGAUCCUUACGUUAGAUGAGGGUGGUAUGGAACAGGUCCCUUACAACCAGAUAGAGUGGGGCCUGGAGAUGGAUGACAGUGGCGAUAGUCAGGGGAGGACUUACGCUGCUGUCGCAGCUGGGGGGAGGCCGCAGGGUAGAGGAGGAGGCCGGGGCCAAGGGGGCCAGGCUUCCAGUGGUCAAGGACAGGGCGAUCAGGGGGUUGGUGGUAGAGGAGGCCGCCAAGCGCCCUACACGGUGGCCGCCAUCAAGACGAGCAUCACCAAACUGCAGACAAGACCGGAUCCCGCUACAAAGAAUUACAAGAUGCCGCACUUCGACAUCAGCAAGUUCGACGACUUCAAUAAGACGGACGCCUUGACAUGGUGGCAAAGUUUCCUCACAGAAGCAUCAUGCCGCACUGUCCCGGCUGACGACAUGAUGAAGGCGCUCUACUUACAACUGAUUGGAGGAGCGCAGGCAUGGAUGAACCAUCUGGCGGCUACCAAGAAAUGCACCAUCGUCGAACUCCACACGCACAUCACGUGGAAGGAGUUCGAGCAACUGUGGUUCACUCGCUUCAUGGUCCGCAACGUCGUGAAGGCGGCCAUGAACGAGGUAUACACCUGCUCGCAAGGGAGUAUGCCAACUCGAGACUGGACAACCAAGUGGCAAAAGAUAGUGACCACGCCAGGCUUCGAUUUGAGUUUUCCUAACCAACGAUCCGAGUUCUUCUCGCGAUCGUGCGCAGGACUGCGAACCGCACUCGGCAACGAGUACGAUUACGCCUCAUUCCAGGCGAUCCUGGAUCGUGCGAACUUGGUCAUCCAAACGGAUGACAAGGCCGCAAACGAACGGCAGUCCCAGCCGCAUUAUGUGGCUAAGCAGGGCUAUCAACGACCGGCACAUAACAAUGCCAUGAUUUCUGAAGAAAUAGUCGAUCUUCACGCUGCAGCAGCAUCCUCGAGUGAUGGAGGAAUUGUAGCAGCGCUCCCGCCGAAGCGUCCCAAGAGAGUUCGGAAGAACAAGGCGACACAAGAGACGACAUCGACGGGAACUGGGAAGCAGCCAUGGACGGCAUGCAAGAUAACCAAGGAAGUCUAUGACCUUCGUCAACGGUACGGAUAUUGCCUUUGGUGCAAUGGAGUCACUCACUUGACCGCACAAUGCCCCGAAAAGGGCAAGGCACGCAUACCCCGUUACCACCAGAUUGAAAUUCAGCCUCAAGAUUGGUACAAAACCGCGUUCAAAACGCGGUACGGACAUUUUGAGUGGGUUAUCAUGCCAUUUGGCCUCACCAAUGCCCCCGCGACUUUCCAAGCAGCUAUGACGACUGAGUUUUGCGACUUGCUCGAUCGCAGCGUCCUCAUCUACCUCGAUGACAUCUUGGUCUAUAGUAGGACGUUGGACGAGCACAUCGUACACCUACGCGCUGUUUUGGAUCGUUUGCGACUGGCCAAGUACAAAGCGCACCUCGACAAGUGCGAGUUCGCCAAGCAGGAGCUUGAGUACUUGGGCCACUAUGUUACGCCGAAAGGCAUUCGUCCCUUAGCGGACAAGAUCCAAGCCAUCGUGGAUUGGCCGGAACCCCGUUGCACGACGGAUUCCCCGAAGGUGCUCUUCGAGUUCGACGACGCAGCCCGUGGCGCGUUCAGUACGUUGAAGGCAGCGAUGCAAGCCGCACCUGCCCUCCGUAUAUACGACCCCACCCUUCCCACCCAAGUGACUACGAACGCUUCGGGAUACGGUAUUGGUGCGGUGUUGGAACAGUGUCACGAGGACGGUUGGCAUCCGGUCGAGAAUUUCUCCCAAAAGGUGCCUCUCGUCAACACUCUCGACGACGCUAGGCAGAAAGAGCUACUCGCGUUCGUCACCGUUCUCAAACGGUGGCGCCACUUUCUUCUCGGCCGUCGGCGUUUUAAAUGGAAUACGGACAACAAUCCGUUGACCUUUUACAAAACACAGGAUACGGACACUAGCACGAUCGGUCGAUGGAUGUAUUACAUCGAUCAGUUCGACUUUGACCUAUGCCACAUUCCCGGUCCCGCCAAUCGAGCUGCGGACGCCCUCUCACGACGGCCCGAUUUUUGUGCCAUUGUGACCACGGCAUUCGACCUCGAUGACGAUCUGCAGCCGCAUUUCGUCAAAGGCUACAAGUCCGAUCCGACUUACUCUAUGCAUUACGCCGAACUUUCAUCGGAUCACCUGCCGGCUAGCCACUAUCGGAUUUUCGACGGGGUCCUUCUCCUUCACUCGAGAGGAAAGGACUUGUUAGUAGUGCCUCAAGAUCGCAUCUUACGGACUCGUCUUCUCGGCGAAUUCCACGACGCACGACUUUCGGCACACCUUGGCGUGAACCGCACACUAGCACGCCUCCUCCAGCGUUUUUACUGGCCCGACGUCCUUCAUGACGUCACGAGGUACAUUGAGUCAUGUGCAGUUUGCCACCGUAACAAGGGUCGAUCUCGAGUCCCCUUCGGCGAACUGAAAUCGUUGCCGAUUCCUCGGGCACCGCGCCUCUCCAUUGCUAUGGACGUGACAGGCCCGUUCCCCCGCGAUCGCCACGGCCAUGACGGUAUUCUCACGGUCGUUGACCGUUUGAGCAAGUAUGCUCGCUUCCUUCCUUGCAAGUAUCAUGCUGCAGUACCUGAGCUCGCACGACUCUUGCACACCGGUUGGAUUACCAACCAGGGUGUUCCGGAAGACAUAGUGAGCGACCGAGAUACUCGCUUCAUGUCGGCCUUUUGGACUUCCCUCAUGGGUGAGUCCGGUACGACAAUGAAGCCGAGCUCGGCUCGGCACCCGCAGACGGAUGGUCAGACGGAGCGAGCACACCAGACCGCGCAGAUGAUGUUGCGUACGCUCGUUCGUCCCGACCAGAAAGAUUGGGUUGACCGGCUUUCCGACAUCGAGUUCGUCUAUAACACUUCGGUGCACCGGGCGAUCUGCGUCACACCAUUCGAGUUACAUCAUGGUAGAGAGAAAGCACGGAUCUUCGCUGAUCUCCUUUUGCCACAGGCCGCCGACAUACACGUCCCUUGCUCUCCCGCUUCCGUUCGGAAGUACCGGGACUUGCUGAUCAAAGCCCGCGCAAACAUGCAAAAGGCUCAAAUCCGCAUGCAGCAGCAAGCUAACCGACGUCGACUUCCAUGUCCUUUCCGCGAGGGAGACCUUGUUUGGGUCCUCUCCAAGGAAUUUGCACUGAGGCAGGACGUUUCGCGCAAACUCCUUCCGAAAUGGUUCGGACCAUGGGAAGUCACUUCUGCCGUUGGAGACGACCCCGCAGGUCCUUCCUUUGUGGUCAACAUUCCUCCGCACCUUACAAUGCACCGGAUCUUCCACGCGUCGAAGCUGGCCAUCUACACGCCACCUUCCGCCGACGAGUUCCCCGACCGUCGAUCACAGGAUCCGCCUUCUAUGGACGGACAUCAGGAAGUUGACCAAGUCAUCACGCACCGCAAUCCAUCAGUGGGACAGGGGAUUGUAUGUAUAUUGCUUGAUUGUUCUACCCCUGUUCCCACUCUCCCUACCCCCCUGUAUUCUGUGAACACCGGCACCUCUCAAGUACCGCAUCAGUUCAGACUGAUGUCGAUGGAACAGGACACCGAGGCACUGCCACGGCGCAGUGCCAGGAUCGCAGUUCGUGCCCGCCCUGCGGUACCUCCAAGACCCAAGAGAUUCAGCAGACGGACGACUCCAGCGRCAUCAAKUACGGCAUUGACAGUACAAGACACCACCGGAGAUCUUCCCGCAUGCCCGGUCCGAGAGGCCAGCGAACCUUUGGCUGACUAUCGUGGGCGGCUACAGGCAUUUACAGACGCCGUAGCCGCCGCCGAGGCUCAGCAGGCUGCGGCAGAGGCARAACGUCAGCGGCUGGCCAAUGMGGCGGCAGCCGAAGCUCAGCGGACAGCUGAGACUGACGAAGCGGCACGAAACAGACGGAAUGCCGCCAGCACGGAGUCCCUGAUUGCUAGUGAGCAUCAGUGGACAACGGUACUCCAAGRCAUGAUCUUUGUGCCUACGRAAACGCAGGCGGAGCCGACACAGGCGGAGGCAGAGAGAAGUAACCUGGCUACCGUGAUGUUGAACGUAAUGAGGGAAGUAAUGUGGAACAACAAACUACUGCAGGCACACCUGCACGCGGAACGACAGCAGAGACAGCAGUACCAGCAAGACCUGGCCGCUGUAACGGCCGACGUCCGCGACGCAGCAAUGCAGAAGCAGCAACAACAACAGCUGAUGAACUCUACCAUCGCACGCAUCAACGGCAUUGAGGCCAAGGCCUCAGCAGCGCCAGGCUGCACGACGGACGCGACGAAGCAAAUCAACGAACGCAUCGAUCACGUUGUCACCAUCAUCGGCGAUAUAGGUGUUUUCAACGAACCGGACACGAUCAGCAGCACGGUGGCCGCCCUCAAGACGGACAUCACCAAGCUACAGACGAGACCGGACGCCGCUACAAAGACAUUCAAGAUGCCGCACUUCGACAUCWGCAAGUUCGACGACUCCAACAAGUCGGACGCUUUGACAUGGUGGCAACGUUUCCUCACGGAAGCGUCAUGCCGCACUAUCUUGGCGAACGACAUGUUGAAGGCACUCUAUUUGCAACUGAUUGGAGGAGCGCAGGCAUGGAUGAACCACCUGGCGGCCACCCACAAGUGCACCAUCGCCGAACUCCACACGCACAUCACGUGGAAGGAGUUCGAGCAGCUAUGGUUCACCYGGUYCAUGGUCCGCAACGUCGUGAAGGCGGCCAUGAAUGAGGGCAUUCUGGAUCGAGCGAACUUGGUCAUCCAAACGGACGACAAGGCCGCUAACGAGAGACGAUCCCAGCCGCAUUAUGUGGCUAAGCAGGCCUAUCAACGUCCGGCACAUAACAAUGCCGUGAUUUCUGAGGAAACCGACGACCACCAUGCUGCAGCAGCAUCCUCGGGUGAUGGAGGAAUUGUCGCAGCGCUCCCACCGAAGCGUCCCAAGAGAGUUCGUAAGAACAAGGCGACACAAGAGACGGCAGCGACGGGAGCUGGGCAGCCAUGGACGGCAUAUAAGAUCACCAAGGAGGUCUAUGACCUACGUCAGAAGUACGGAUACUGCCUUUGGUGUAACGGAGUCACCCAUUACAAAGCGAAUCUCGACAAGUGCGAAUUCGCCAGGCAAGAGCUUGAGUACUUGGGCCAUUUCGUCCCGCCGAAAGGCAUUCGUCCCUUAGCGGACAAGAUCCAAGCCAUCCUGGAUUGGCCGGAACCCCGUUGCACGACGGAUGUACGCUCUUUCAUGGGUUUGGCUGGAUAUUAUCAGCGAUUCGUCGAGUCAUACUCGAAAGUGGCUGCUCCUUUAACGAGACUUCAGUCCCCGAAGGUGCCCUUCGAGUUCGACGACGCAGCCUGUGGCGCGUUCAGUACGUUGAAGGCAGCGAUGCAAGCCGCACCUGCCCUCCGUAAAUACGACCCCACCCUACCCACCCAAGUGACUACGGACGCUUCGGGAUACGGUAUUGGUGCGGUGUUGGAACAGUGUCACGAGGACGGUUGGCAUCCGGUUGAGUAUUUCUCCCAAAAGGUGCCUCUCAUCAACACUCUCGACGACGCUGGUAAGAAAGAGCUACUCGCGUUCGUCACCGUUCUCAAACAGUGGCGCCACUUUCUUCUCGGCCAUCGGCGUUUCAAAUGGAAUAUGGACAAUAAUCCGUUGACCUUUUAUAAAACGCAAGACACGGUCACUAGCACGAUCGGUCGAUGGAUGUAUUACAUCGACCAGUUCGAUUUUGACCCAUGCCACAUUCCCGGUCCCGCCAAUCGAGCUGCGGACGCCUUCUCACGACGGCCCGACUUUUGCGCCAUUGUGACCACAGCAUUCGACCUCGAUGACGAUCUGCAGCCGCAUUUCGUCAAAGGCUACAAGUCCGAUCCGACUUACUCUACGCAUUACGCCGAGCUUUCAUCGGAUCACCCGCCGGCUAGCCACUAUCGGAUUUUCGACGGGUUCCUUCUCCUUCACUCGAGAGGAAAGGACUUGUUAGUUGUGCCCCAAGAUCGCAUCUUACGGACUCGUCUUCUCGGCGAAUUCCACGACGCACGACUUUCGGCACACCUUGGCGUGAACCGCACACUAGCACGCCUCCUCCAGCGUUUUUACUGGCCCGACGUCCUUCAUGACGUCACGAGGUACAUUGAGUCAUGUGCAGUUUGCCACCGUAACAAGGGUCGAUCUCGAGUCCCCUUCGGCGAACUGAAAUCGUUGCCGAUUCCUCGGGCACCGCGCCUCUCCAUUGCUAUGGACGUGACAGGCCCGUUCCCCCGCGAUCGCCACGGCCAUGACGGUAUUCUCACGGUCGUUGACCGUUUGAGCAAGUAUGCUCGCUUCCUUCCUUGCAAGUAUCAUGCUGCAGUACCUGAGCUCGCACGACUCUUGCACACCGGUUGGAUUACCAACCAGGGUGUUCCGGAAGACAUAGUGAGCGACCGAGAUACUCGCUUCAUGUCGGCCUUUUGGACUUCCCUCAUGGGUGAGUCCGGUACGACAAUGAAGCCGAGCUCGGCUCGGCACCCGCAGACGGAUGGUCAGACGGAGCGAGCACACCAGACCGCGCAGAUGAUGUUGCGUACGCUCGUUCGUCCCGACCAGAAAGAUUGGGUUGACCGGCUUUCCGACAUCGAGUUCGUCUAUAACACUUCGGUGCACCGGGCGAUCUGCGUCACACCAUUCGAGUUACAUCAUGGUAGAGAGAAAGCACGGAUCUUCGCUGAUCUCCUUUUGCCACAGGCCGCCGACAUACACGUCCCUUGCUCUCCCGCUUCCGUUCGGAAGUACCGGGACUUGCUGAUCAAAGCCCGCGCAAACAUGCAAAAGGCUCAAAUCCGCAUGCAGCAGCAAGCUAACCGACGUCGACUUCCAUGUCCUUUCCGCGAGGGAGACCUUGUUUGGGUCCUCUCCAAGGAAUUUGCACUGAGGCAGGACGUUUCGCGCAAACUCCUUCCGAAAUGGUUCGGACCAUGGGAAGUCACUUCUGCCGUUGGAGACGACCCCGCAGGUCCUUCCUUUGUGGUCAACAUUCCUCCGCACCUUACAAUGCACCGGAUCUUCCACGCGUCGAAGCUGGCCAUCUACACGCCACCUUCCGCCGACGAGUUCCCCGACCGUCGAUCACAGGAUCCGCCUUCUAUGGACGGACAUCAGGAAGUUGACCAAGUCAUCACGCACCGCAAGUAUGGCAACAAGCCAAUGCAGCAACGAAACACCCGCGGGCGCGUCCGCGGGGUCGAGCUCGGAUCGCGGACCUAAAUGGGUCCGCAUCUGCGGCCUACCUGGUCCGCACCGCAGACCCGAUUUUACACGAAUU